Messenger RNA from Nematolebias whitei (Rio pearlfish), 624 nucleotides. RefSeq names its product regulator of G-protein signaling 1. Lineage: Eukaryota; Metazoa; Chordata; Actinopteri; Cyprinodontiformes; Rivulidae. Bases 114 to 521 code for a protein of 135 amino acids. The record is from RefSeq and is a predicted model, not a curated record. The transcript is spliced from 4 exons.
GUGUAGGCUUGUACCGUCAGAAUAAUUCAGGUAGGGAAGGUCUGGGAAGGCUUUGCACACACAUCUGUAAAGCAGCAAAACGUACUUCAUUAUACCUCCUCAAAAGAAAACACAUGGCCUCCGUUGAUGUCAUCAUGGCUUGGGGCGAGUCACUUUACCAUCUUCUUGAAUGUAAAACAGGCCGGCUGGUGUUUGAAAACUACUUGAGGACAGAAUACAACGAUGAGAAUCUUUUGUUUUGGCUGGCCUGCGAAAACUACAAAACACAUUCUGGUGUGACAGAAAUGAAAGUUGAUGCCACGAGGAUUUACAAAGAGUUUGUCCAAGUUGAUGCACCCAGACAGGUGAACAUUGACUGUGUGACAAGAAAAGAAAUCAGAGAAAAUAUCUCUCAUCCGGGGCCAAAUUGCUUCGACAGGGCACAGAGGCUGAUAUACCGUCUGAUGGAAAACGACUGUUAUCCUCGAUUUCUAAAGUCUGAGCUGUAUGCAGCUCUCCUGGAACGGGCUGAAGGGAAAUGAAAGCAACAUGAAGAAAAACAGCUCAUCAGAUGCUUCUUUGCAUGAUUGACUCCACUUCAGAAGAAUUUUUGGAAUAGCAGAUUAAACAAAAAAAAAAAAAAAA